AAAAAAACCAGUCGGCCUAAUGCCUUUGCGUGCAACACAGCAAAUGUGGACGUUUGGUAAUACAUGACAAGCACAGUUACAGCCUAUUCCAUGCUAUUUGCUUAGUGCGCGAAUUGCGCCAGGCACGUCUCAAGCGAAGGGCGUCACGCUCGUGGCCGGCAGGUGGCGAUCGAGACAUGCUAACGACCGGCGGGGGCUGCAUAUUGCGGACCCCCGCUGAGCUCCUCCUAGCGGCUUUGGAAGCGAAGUGUAACCACGGGCAGUCUUCGCAUGGGCUUGUUCUGCGAGAGCCCCCAGCAUCUGCAGGCUUGGUCGCCACUCGAGAUCGCCGAGCUACUCUUCGCUGGUCUUUGAAAUAUAAUCGCAAUUGCUAAUCACUGCAACGCAGUUCGUAACGCAGUUCCUCGGUUUCAUCAGUAAAACGCAGCCCAGCUGCAAUAAUAGACCGUCUGAAGGAAUCACUAAGAACAAUAGAGUCAGUGUCAAGUAAAUAGUGAAAUACCGGGAUUUUUAGAAGAUGGUUAAACUGGGAAUUAAUUUACAAGACAAAGGCAGCAAACCGGCCAGCGCGGAGGAUGGAUUUCAGACUGUGCCGCUCAUCACGCCCCUGGACGUGAACCAUCUACAAUACCCGGCGCCAGAUAAGGUCGUGGUCAAGACCAGAACUGAGUAUCAGACUGACCAGAAGAAUAAGGGCAAGCUGAAGCUUCCAAAGGUGGAGGAACUGACCAUAAGCUUCAACGAUGGCGUGUCAGAAAGACUUAAGGUCACCAUCCUCAUUGUGCUGGCCCUGGCGUUCCUGGCCUGCAUCGUUUUCCUCGUGGUUUAUAAGGCCUUCACCUACGACCCCAGCUGCCCCGAUGGUUUUGUGUACAAGCAUAAGCGCUGUAUACCUGCCUCACUGGAGGCUUACUAUACCGCGCAGGAUCAGAACACCAGGGGGCGCUUCUAUACAGUUAUUAGUCACUACAGCAUGGCGAGGCAGGCUACCGCCCACUCAGCUUCGCCUUGGCUCUCUGCCUCCGCCCAACACAAUCCCAAACCGCCAAUCAAGGACGGCCAGUGAGUCUCAGCCGAAAAACGACAUCUUUCAUGCGACGCGUUCGCUGUGGACACAUCGCCUGUGAGGACAGCUACCCAUCUGUGUAACCUAUGUCUCUUUAGUCUUCAAUUUAUUUAUUGUUAUUGUUGUUUAUAGUUGUUUUUUUUUUUGUUAAAGUUGGAACAACGUUUUUGCAAAAGCAUGAACUUAAUGUUAAAAUGUAUAAAUAAUUAUGUUUUUUUUUUUUUUUAUCCACAGCUGAAUAUAUCUGAGUACCUGUUUCAUCUCUGGGUUGUUAUUGGUAGGACUGUAGUAGAAAAGUGAAAGGUGGAUUGAAUUAUAAUCUGUUCUUUUUACUAGUGAUGGACAAAAUGACUCCACAUAAACCAUUUGCGGUAUUUGUCACAUCACUUGAUGGUGCUCCUGGUUUGCCUUGGGGCAUGCUUUAUGCCCUUUUUUGAACAGACAGCACCAUCUAGUGGGGUCAAAAAAUAUAGCAAAUGGUUCAUCAAGCAUCAUUUCAUCCAUCACUACUUUUUACCAAAUCAUCUGGAAAUGUCUUUGUCUAAAAGAGAUUUCUUUUUCAUUCCACAAUGCCCACCUGUUCAGGAUGGUUUAAGACCAAUUAGCCAUAUAUGCCAGCUGGAUUAAGUUGUAGAUGUAAUUUUCAGUAUGAGUAAUUGAGUUUAGGAUGGUUAAUAAUAAUGGUACCUUGAUUUGUAUGUAAUAUAUGUAAAAACAUCUUGGUAGUUUUGUCAUGUUCUGUCUUUGCAUUGUAUAUUGUUAGAACUGUACAUGUUUCUCUGGAAGUGUGGGAUUUGUUUAAAGGUGCCAAAGGAGAAAUGUUAAACCAGAUACAAAAUGCUAGUAAUGAUGGUUUAGGAGAGCCAAGGGUUCAAACAAUCAAGUUUAACUGAACGGACCUUUUAAACGAUCACUUUGCAGGCUCAGUUUCUUUAGCCAAGUUAAUUAAAAAUGAUCAUUUAAGUUGAGUUUAAAGCGAACAACUUUCUCAAUAUGCGUGGUGUCAUGUAUCCAUAUUUAGCAGUCUUGAGAGUUUUUAAGCUUGUGUCUCUUUAUUACAAAUAAAAAUAGUGUGUCCAAUGUACCUUAUAAGUC
Molecule: messenger RNA, 2161 nt
Organism: Paramormyrops kingsleyae
Lineage: Eukaryota; Metazoa; Chordata; Actinopteri; Osteoglossiformes; Mormyridae
Gene: nsg2
Product: neuronal vesicle trafficking associated 2
Biological process (GO): clathrin coat assembly; endosomal transport
Cellular component (GO): membrane; endosome
Molecular function (GO): clathrin light chain binding
Source: RefSeq, a predicted model, not a curated record